Molecule: messenger RNA, 1605 nt
Organism: Lotus japonicus
Lineage: Eukaryota; Viridiplantae; Streptophyta; Magnoliopsida; Fabales; Fabaceae
Product: probable WRKY transcription factor 40
Exons: 5
Coding region: 138-1079 (313 amino acids)
Biological process (GO): regulation of DNA-templated transcription
Molecular function (GO): DNA-binding transcription factor activity; sequence-specific DNA binding
Source: RefSeq, a predicted model, not a curated record
UCAUCUUGGUUGCUUGACCCGAAUAUCUAAAACAAUCUUUCCUGCUUUUCUCUUAGCUCUAUCUAUUCAUACUCUUCAUUCAGGUUUAGCUUCAUCCAUAAUUUAGCAACAGCUUUUGGAUAAUUUGUUUGGCAGCUAUGGACUGUUCAGCAUGGAUUAACACUUCAUUGGAUCUCAACAUUCAUUCCCACAAAGUUCAUCAACAAGUUGUUCCUAAGAAGGAGGUGGAAAGCAAGCUUUUCUCUUUGGGGAUGACUGAGUUUUCUGUUGAAGAAGAGUCAACCAAUGAGUUGGAGGAGGAGCUGAAGCGGGUGACAGCAGAAAACAAAAAAUUGGUUGAAAUGCUCUCAGUGGUGUGUGAGAACUACAACACUUUGAGAAGCCAAUUGAUGGAAUACAUGAGCAGAAAUCCUGAGAAGGAGCUCAGCCCAUCAUCAAAGAAAAGGAAGUCUGAGAGCAGCAAUAACAACAGUGAUCUGGUGGGGGUUAACAAUGGAAACUCUGAGAGCAGCUCUACUGAUGAAGAUUCUUUCAAGAAACCGAGGGAAGAAACCAUCAAAGCAAAGAUUUCAAGAGCUUAUGUCAGGACUGAAGCAACUGAUACAGGAUUUGUUGUGAAAGAUGGAUACCAAUGGAGGAAAUAUGGGCAAAAGGUGACCAGAGAUAACCCUUGUCCAAGAGCAUAUUUCAAAUGCUCUUUUGCUCCAAGCUGCCCUGUCAAAAAGAAGGUGCAAAGAAGUGUAGAUGAUCAAUCUGUCCUGGUUGCUACUUAUGAAGGGGAGCACAAUCAUCCUCAACCUUCUCAAAUGGAGGCAACAUCAGGCUCCGGCCGCAAUGUGAGCCUAGUAGGCUCCAUGCCUUCUUCAAAGUCUCUCAGCUCUCCUGCUCCAGCAGUUGUAACUCUCGACUUGACAAAAUCUCGGUGCAGCAAUGAUUCCAAGAAUGCAGAACCCAGAAAAGAUUCAGCUAAGUUACCACAGGUUUUGGUGGAACAGAUGGCUACUUCUUUGACCACAGAUCCUAAUUUUAGAGCAGCACUUGUUGCAGCCAUCUCAGGAAGGCUUUUGCACCAGAAUUGAAUGGAAAUUUGGUUGAGCUUAGCUAACUUAGUGUCAAACUGUUGAGUAUUCCAUAGAGUGGAUCAUUUUUUUUUAGAGCAUAGGAUCUCUAUGUAAAUACAACAUGGAAGAUUGGGACAUAAUUCUCACUUUGAUCCUGGAAGUGGAAAUAUAGAGUGGAUCAAUGCGGAUAGCAUGAUCAGUUCAGCCUGGUCGGCUCUUCAUUUUGGCCAAAAUAUCUAGGAUACCUCAAAUCAGAUAUCUACACAAGUUCUUGCAAAAUUCUCUGAAAGGAAAAAAAAAGAAAGAUUCUUCAAUGCAGUGCAGCUCUAGUGACACUACAAUUUCUUAUUGUUCAUCUUCUUCAGCGCAGCCCUACUUCUCAAUGUUCUAACUUCUAACACACAGACUUAGGCCCCAAGCUUUAUCUUUUUCAUUUUAGAAAUUGUAUUAUGCAUUAAUCAAGUAUUAUUGAUGAUGAAGUUUACCUCAUCAAAACAUAGAAGGAAAAUAAAAAGCGAUGUGCGUAAUGAGUUUUCGAUUCAAA